UUUUGACAGUAGCGUGUUGCUGCACAGAGGAGACAAACAUGGGGAAAGAAGUUUACCGGUGCAUUGAAUGUAACGAAAAGGCAGCGGAGCUGCACAGGGAUUACAGAAACGGGAUCCUAAAGAUAACAAUAUGUGAGUCCUGCCAAAAACCUGUAGACAAGUACAUUGAAUACGACCCAGUUAUCAUCCUCAUUGAUGCCAUUCUGUGCAAGACACAAGCCUUCAGACACAUUCUGUUCAAUACCAGCUUAAAUAUCCACUGGAAGCUGUGUGUGUUCUGCCUGCUGUGUGAAGCGUACCUCCGCUGGUCCGUGCUGCACAGCUCCGAGCAGAGCAGCGACCCCGCCGACAUCAUCAGAUACACCAGGGAGUGGGAGUUCUACGCCAUGUUUGGAUUGGCUGCUCUUGAGCUGUCGGCGUUCUGCAGCGGCGUGCUGUGCUUCCUGUGGUUGUGGGCGGCUGCUCUGCAGCGCGGCACCGUGGAGCUCAGACUGCUGCUCAGGGCUCUGCUGCUCUCCUGCUACGGCAAAGUCCUCCUCAUCCCCGCCGUCAUCUGGGAGCACGACUACUCCCCGCUCUGCCUGGGCCUCAUCAAAGUCUUUGUGCUCACCUCAAACUCGCAGGCUAUCAGAGUGAUCCUGAACAGCAGCAGACGUCUGUCCCUGGCGGCCGUGUGUUUAGGCCUGUUGUCAGAAGCCUGCACCGCUCAGGCCUGCAGGACGCUUGCAUGGAGCAUCCAGGACAUGCCCACGUUUUAAUAAACAUCUGUGCACCAGACCAAAGACUGAUGAUUGUGACAUUACUGUUUAAGUGUUUUUCAGGGAUAUUUUAAUGAGGAUGUAAAUAAAAAGUCAAGAUUUAACAAGGAUUUUCUGGACAUGUCUCAUGAAUUAUUACCAAAGGUGGAAGGUAGACAAACAUCCCGUGAUCCCGGUUAUGGCUCAACACGAGACAGUCUCCAGGAAUGACACAAACAGACUCAGAGGUUGUACCGUAAUUUAAUUACUUCUCUGUCUGGACAGGACCCAGACAGCGCUCUGCACAUUCUUUAUCUUAGUGGUGAGAUGCCUACCAUAGCUGACGCAGGCUCCGUGUAAACACACCCCGGGAGCAAACUGUGAGGUUAAACAGGAGGGAGAGGGAACGUUUAAGGAAUUUCCUUUAUUUAUUACUAUUCUUAAAUCUUUCCGUGUGUAUGCCCGUUGAAGAAGUAAGCACAUCCUUUGGAAAUUGCUUU
This is a messenger RNA of Cololabis saira (Pacific saury), 1237 nucleotides long. RefSeq names its product ARV1 homolog, fatty acid homeostasis modulator (gene arv1). Gene Ontology annotation, biological process: sphingolipid metabolic process; regulation of plasma membrane sterol distribution; sterol metabolic process. NCBI's taxonomy places the organism in Eukaryota, Metazoa, Chordata, Actinopteri, Beloniformes, Belonidae. Bases 39 to 758 code for a protein of 239 amino acids. Gene Ontology annotation, cellular component: cortical endoplasmic reticulum; Golgi apparatus. The record is from RefSeq and is a predicted model, not a curated record. The transcript is spliced from 5 exons.